AUGCUACCCUCUUCGCGCUACUCCCGCCGCCCACGACGAGAUAGACUCAGUAUUGACAUUCUCCCUGAACAAUCGCUGGAUUUCGAGCCUCGAUCCCCACACCUACAUUGGCUCUUCGGCGAGAGCAGCGCGAUUGACAUCAACUCACGCUUAGUAGAAGACACAUCCCCAGAAGCGAUGGAGGACGAGCCUGGCCACAGCAGAUCAUAUGCCGCGAUUAUGAGAGAAGUGGCAGCGUGGCUUGAGCUGGACGAGCACGAUGAAUUUUCGGCGUCGAGACGGGAGCAUGCUGAGAGUAUUCUCCCUGCAGCCAGUCAACUCUUCGCGCGGCUCAAAGACUCGGACAACCCACCACCCCACUCCCCCAACAGCGACGACGGAUUCGACACUCUCAUCCAGGCCAUCGCACUGCAGUUACUAGCGUCCUGCUACACUUUCCUCCCGGCAUCAAGCGCCAGCCAGCUCCCACUACUCCAGCAGAAAACUGACAAAACGCUCGUAACCGCUCUACAAGCACACUCAGCACACCGACUCUCCCCAGCCGCGGGACACCACGCCCGCGCCCCGUCCGAGACGUCCGCGUGGCCGGGCUUGUACACAGGUCCGGGUCCAGAAGAGACGCUAGCAGAGACGACCAGCCGACGACGGUGCUCUGCGAAAAGCUCGACAAAAGCGCAGUAG
Molecule: messenger RNA, 681 nt
Organism: Ascochyta rabiei
Lineage: Eukaryota; Fungi; Ascomycota; Dothideomycetes; Pleosporales; Didymellaceae
Exons: 2
Coding region: 1-681 (226 amino acids)
Source: RefSeq, a predicted model, not a curated record